AUGCUAUCUGUGGACCACAACUCAUCACAACAACAACAAUAUCAGCGCUUUCAACAACAGCAACAGCAACAGCACCAGUAUAACAACAUCACCAACAACAACCUCAACCAUCAUCAGACAAAGCUGGACGACUUCACCUUUGGCAACUCGACCGACUUUGACUUCUCGACCUCGACCUUCCCCUCAACCGAGCUCUCUGCGUCCAAUCUCGAGUAUCUCAACGCCGCAAUCGCCUCUGCGUUUUCGUCUGACUCGAUGCGGCCCGAAUCCUGGGACGCCGCCGCUCGCUUCUCAACUCCCAAGUUUGGUCGUCUCCCCCAUCAACGAGAAUCCUCUCUGUCUUCCCUGGGAUCUACGGGGCCGGCGUCGCCCUUCAACUCGCACAUCGCGAACCCCCACAUCGCCGUCACUGACGCCAAUGGUGACGGCUUCAUGGACAUGCACUCGCACGACAUGACUAUGAGCUCAGGCCCCUACUACCAGUUGGCCGCCAAGACGAUGCCUCCCUACUCAAACUUCCAUCAUCUCGACAACGCCUCUGUCAGCGAGAUGGCAUAUCCAGUCUCCAUCCCGACCAACAGCCACCACAAGCUGCGACAGGAUCGCAACCUCCUCCCCGCCCCCGAGUUUGCAAAUGGCUUGACCCGAUCACAUCCUGCCUCCGUGGCAAGCUCAAUAGCAGGCGACUCGCCAGCUACUCCAGUCACAGGAGAGGUUGAUCUCUCUGACAGAAGAAGGCAAGGUCAUGGCAACGGAACUGUCCCCAAACUCGACCGCACGAUGACAGACGUCUACGGCGAUGAGCUGUACAACCCAAACUUCACCAUCACCUCAUCGCCACAGCAGAGCCAAGUGACUGCUGCGCCUAGUGACGUCUUCAACCAGCGCAUCAGUGCCGCGAAUAGCCAGCACCUCAGCACAAUUAGGCAUUCGCCUACGUCAAGCAUUUCUCGAGACAUUUCUCCCUUCCGCCAUGGGUCUCCACUUGCUCCUUCGCCACUUCACGACUGGGCUUCCUCCCAUGGUGCCGUGGCCAUGAAUUCACAGCCGCGCAUGCCGGGCCAGGACCGCAAUGGCCAGCACGAUGCCCACUUCUUCCAGCAGCAGAUGACCAAGACGACACAGCCCGGAACGCCCCAGACCAUUUCUCCCAAGGAUGCCGUCCUUGAGUUUAACGAGUCUGGAGAGGAUUCCAACAUGCCCCUGUUCUCGCACACGCCAAUCAACUUUGGCAUGGACCACAUGGGCAGGAUACUGCCCGAGGGAAGCGUCAAUGGCCACGCAUCAGCGGCACCCAACUACGGCCAGGGGGAUCAUGCAGGUCACAUGCACAACUUGCCUCAGGUACCUCAGCGAUACCCGUUUAUCGCCUAUCCGCCACACAGCCAAGACGCAUCAGCAUCUCAAUUGAGCUCUGCAGAGUCUAAUUCUACUGGGUCUGCGGCUUACAACACUCCAGCUCCCCAGAGCCGCCCUGCCGGCGCCAAUGCUGAUGGAGGCACUUAUACCUGCACAUAUCACGGCUGCACACUACGCUUUGAGACGCCCAACUUGCUACAGAAGCACAAGCGUGAAGGCCACAGACAGUCGCACGGACUUGCCGGUGCUACCCGGCCACACCACGAUCACAUGGGGAUGACCUCGAGCCUGCUCAACAGCCAGGCCGGACCCCAUCGCUGUGACCGCAUCAACCCAAGCACUGGCAAGCCGUGCAAUACCAUCUUCUCGCGGCCCUACGACUUGACCCGUCACGAGGAUACCAUUCACAACGCCAAGAAGCAAAAGGUGCACUGCAACCUGUGUACCGAGGAGAAGACAUUCAGCCGCGCUGAUGCGCUUACGAGACACUACCGAGUUUGUCACCCUGAUGUUGAGCUCCCCGGCAAGCACCGACGACGCGGUGGAGCUUAA
Trichoderma breve is the source of this 1911-nucleotide messenger RNA. RefSeq lists its product as uncharacterized. Gene Ontology annotation, biological process: regulation of transcription by RNA polymerase II. The record is from RefSeq and is a predicted model, not a curated record. Gene Ontology annotation, cellular component: nucleus. Lineage: Eukaryota; Fungi; Ascomycota; Sordariomycetes; Hypocreales; Hypocreaceae. The transcript is spliced from 2 exons. Bases 1 to 1911 code for a protein of 636 amino acids.